GCGAGGCCGCGUGUAGCUAGUUAGCUUACCUGUUAGCAUGCUAAGGCACAAGUGUUGAGGGUAGGGAUUAACUUGUGACAAAUUAGUAUGUCAGAUGUAGCGUUUGGCAGUUCUCUAGUCGUAUGUGUAACUAAAUAAGCGCCAACACUUGUGUACAACACGAUUCGGCUGUUUUAGUCAUGUAUGAGCAAACGCUGAUAGCUAGGCAGUUGGCCAGUUGCAGCUAGCCGAUUUGAUAGCAUAGCUAUCGUUGGCCAUAGGUGUGCUGGUCAGGGGAAAUAUUGCGGCGUGGAAUCAACAUGUGUGAAAUGUUACAUCAUUGACAACUUAUCUAGAUCUUUAAACACCACCAUAAGUUAAUUGUCAACUUCUACAUAUCACCUAACAUGUUGGCUAAUGUCAGUUACCAACGUCUUGUAAAUAGCUCAGAACUUCAAGGAAUCAUGGCCGAAACCCAGACACUUAACUUUGGACCAGAAUGGCUCCGUGCCCUGUCCGGAGGUGGUGGCGGAGGUGGUGGAAGUAGCAAUGCUAUUGCUUCUCCACCCCUUUCACCUGCAUUGCCAAAGUAUAAACUUGCAGACUAUCGCUAUGGGAGAGAAGAGAUGUUAGCACUUUAUGUAAAGGAUAACAAAAUCCCUAUAGAUCUACAUGAUAAGGAGUUUCUUCCCAUAUUGCAAGAGGACCCCCUGCCACCUCUGGCACUUGUGUCAUUUACAGAGGAAGAACAGAGAAAUUUUUCCAUGUCUGUAAACAGUGCAGCAGUAAUGAGACUGACAGGGCGAGGAGGCGGUCCAAUACCGGCACCAAGAGGCCGAAGUACCUCAAGGGGUAGAGGCAGAGGAAGAGGAGAUGGAGGGUUUUACCAAAGAAGUUUUGAUGAUGUGGAAGGUUUCGGUCGUGGAGCAAGGGAGAUGCAUCGUUCCCAGAGCUGGGAAGAAAGGGGAGACAGGAGGUUUGAAAAGCCAGGUCGAAAAGAACCAGAUGUUGUUCCAGGACAUUUUCAAAUUAAUCACAUUCGAGGAAACUACGAGGAUGCUGGGACAGGGCUGCCAAGGAAGCACGAUUUCACACGCUCGGAGAGCGAGAACUGGCGUAUGUCUCGUGAUGAACAGAAUGGUGAGGAUGAUGAUGGGGGCUGGCGUCUGGCAGGUUCUCGACGGGACAGUGCCCUGUGGUGCCCCCCCAGCCCAGAUGGGCCUCGUUCAGCAGGGUGGCGGGAAUACCCGGACCAACGUCGCCGUUUUCCAUUUGAUGCUAGAGAAGAUGAACGUGGAUACAGAAGACCACGGUCAGGCAGCGGCAGCCUGGAGGACGAGCGGGACAGCUUGCCAGAGUGGUGUCUGGAGGACGCAGAUGAAGAGGCAGGCACCUUCGACUCAUCGGGGGCCUUUCUUUCACUCAAAAAAGCCUCUAAAGAGCCAAUCCUAGAAGAGGCAGAGCUUGACUUCAGACCCCUGGAAGAGUGUGAGGAGGUCCGGGAAGAGGAAGACAGUAAGCCCAAAGAGACCAAAGAAACAGAGACAGAGGCAAAAAGAGAACUUGACCGAAAAGAGCUGGCCAGAGUGUCUGAAGAGACUCCACCUGUUGCUCCACCUGCUGCAACCCCAGUGUCAGAGCCACUGGUUCCUGCUCAAUCUUUGCCCCCGAGCCAACCUAGCAGAACAGAAGAAAUGGAGAGGACAGCUGAACGGCAGCCACCAUUGGAGCACAAUCCAGAGCCCUGCAAAGUCUCCCUGCAUGUUCCCAUGUCUAACAGCAUGCUGGACUCACUACCCAUGACCCACAUAUCUACCACUCUCCCAGAAGUAUCUGCUCCAUCUCCCAUCAUUCAGAUCCCACAACAAAAGCAUGUGGACGUUUCUGUGGCAAUAAACAAUCCUUUGCCGUUCACUUCAAGCAUAAUAGGACCUAUUGGCAGGCCCUCCGCUGUCUCACAUGACACCGAUGAAGACGAGGGACUGAAGCACUUUGAGCAGGAGGCGGAAAAGAUGGUAGCUUACCUACAAGAUGGUGUGUUGGAUGAUGACCAACUGGGGGCCAAAACAUCAGAGAAGCCCAAGCCUUCAGGUCUGCCACUCACCCAUGAAGCUGCUCUCAAGUGGUUCUACAAAGACCCCCAGGGGGAAAUACAGGGUCCAUUCAGUAACCAUGAGAUGACUGAGUGGUUUCAGGCUGGUUACUUCACCAUGUCUUUACUGGUCAAAAGAGGAUGUGAUGAAUUAUUUCAGCCUCUGGGGGAAAUCAUGAAGAUCUGGGGCAGGGUUCCAUUUACCCCAGGCCCCGCACCUCCACCUUUACAGAGUGAUGGUGAUCAAGAGAGGUUGAAGAGGCACCAGGAGCUUACUGCUCUCAAUCUUUACCAGUUACAGCAGCUCCAGUUUCAAUACCUCCUCAGGCAGCAAUAUGCUCAGGCGCUGGCCCAGCAGAAAGCUGCAAUUCUUAGCUCAGCUCCGCUUCAACAGCAGCAGCAACACCAACAGCAGAUCAACCUGCUUUUACAGCAAUACCAGGCACUCAAAAUAAGAGCGUCUGAGAGCCUCCUACCUCCUGUUACCCGGUCCCUAUCUGUCCCCGACUCUGGUUCUGUGUGGGAAAUGCAGAACUCAUCCUCUCAGGCUUCCUGUACUCCAAAUAUUCAACAAGCUGCCCCAAGUACGUGGGAUGGCAGCAGUGUGUGGGAUUUACCUAUAGACUCAAUGGCUCAGGCUCCAACCAUUGAGCAAAUGCAACAGUUAGAUAAGGCGAGGACUGCAAAGCUGGAACUGGAGAGGCGAGAGGCAGAAAUGAGAGCCAAAAGGGAAGAAGAGGAAAGGAAACGGCUGGACGAGGCUUUGAGGGCUCGCCAGGAGGAAGAACGAAAACGCUUGGAAGAGGAGGAGCUGGCAAGGCAAAAACAGGAGGAGGCUUUAAGGCGGCAGCAGGAGCAAGAGGAGGCACAGCGCAGGAAAAAAGAGGAGGAGGAGAGACUGGCACAGGAGGAGGCUCGCCGAAGAAUAGAGGAGCGGAGGAGAGAAGAGGAGGAGAAAAAGAAACGAGAAGAGUUCCUUCGCAAACAAGAGGAGGAGCGCAGAAAGCAGGAAGAACUUGAAGCACUAAGGAAGCGUGAGGAGGAGAAGCGGGCAGAGGAAGAGGCAGCUGCUGCAGCGGCAGCUGCUCUGGCCCAGCAGCAGCAGGAGGAACAAAAGAGGAGAGAGCAGGAGGCCCAAAGACAGCAGGAACUGCAGCGACAGAGGCAACAGCAACAGGAGGCCCUCAGGAGACUGCAGCAACAGCAGCAGCAGCAGCAACAGCUUGCACAGAUGAAGCUUCCAUCCUCUUCAAAGUGGGGCCAGCAAUCUGGCAACUCUGUAAACCAGACCCAUAACACCCUAUCGCUGGCUGAGAUCCAGAAAGUGGAAGAGGAGAGAGAGCGACAGGCGCGGGAGGAGCAGCGACGGCAGCAACAAGAGCUCCUGAAGCUCCAGCAGCAGCAGGCCCUGCAGCUGGCUCAACACCCUCAAAGCAAGCUCUCUGGUUGGGGAAAUGUAGCCAAGCAGGCACCCGUUACCAAGUCUUUACUGGAGAUUCAGAAGGAGGAAGCCCAACAGAUGAAACAGCGAAAGGAGCAACAGCAGCAGCAGCAACAGCAGCAACAGCCACAACAUCCCACCGUCACCCAACAGACCCGCCCUCAGAACAGAACCACAUCUCUAAACAGCUCUGUGUGGGGGUCUGUCAACACCAGCACCUGCACUAACUGGGGUUCAGACAGUAUCUGGGGGGACACUCACAACUCUAACAUGGGCUUCUGGGACGAGGCUGUGAAAGAGGCUGUUCAGCAACAGCCCCCCCCAACCAGGAAAAGUAACGCGCAGAAGAACAACAAAGGCAACGCCAACCUCAGUAAUUCUAUGGGUGGGCGUGCCAACAAGAAAGUAGAAGAGGAGGAGAAGCUGCUAAAGUUAUUCCAAGGGGUCAGUAAAAGCCAACAGGACACGUUCAUGCAGUGGUGCGAGCAAACUCUGCACACCCUCAACACAGCCAACAACCUGGAUGUUCCUACGUUUGCAGGCUUUCUGAAAGAGGUGGACUCUCCAUAUGAGGUGCAUGACUACGUCAGGGCCUAUCUGGGGGACACGCCAGAGGCCAAAGACUUUGCCAAGCAAUUUCUGGAACGUCGAGCUAAACAGAACGCUAACCAACAGAAACCGACACAGCAAAACCAACAGCAAACCCUCAAACAGCAGCAGGAUUCCGUUUGGGGUGGAACAGGAUCUUCAUCACUCUACCAGUCGAAUCACUCGAGUGGUCAGCAGCAGCAGCAGCAGCAACAGCAGCGCUUUGAAACCGUCACCUCAGGGAAGAAGAAAAAGAAGCAGAAGAUGGUCCGCGCAGACCCGAGCCUUCUAGGGUUUUCUGUAAAUGCGUCGUCUGAGAGAUUGAAUAUGGGAGAGAUUGAGACUCUGGAGGACUUUUAAGGGACUGCAGCCAAGCAGACACCACUGACUGUAUCCAGUUUGAACAGCAGCUGUGUGACCCAGACUUCCACCCAACCCCCGACUGCUUCCACCACUUUCACCUUUGUUUUCUAUUACCCUUUUAUCAGAUUUAAUCUGGUACUCCCACAAAAAUCCCAAAUUGUGAACAAACAGGGAUCACAAAGGCAGGAUGUGUGUCUUUGCUUUUGCAAAUGAAGCAGUAAUCUGAAACAAACCCUUGAGAGGAACGGACUGGAGACACUGGCCAAUGAAACAUUUAACAAGCAAUCUGGAGAAACGCUGCACAUAAUUAGGUGCUUCUUGGCAUCAGUUGCUCUGCACCCAGUAAUGUCCCAAGGUACAAAGUCACACUCUCAGCAAAUUAGACAUUUAAGUGUGGAUUCAUGGCUGGGGUUUUAUGGGAAAGCUCAGAGAAUAUAUCCAUUGUUUUUGUUUUAUUUAUUGAAAGUUUUGCCCUUAUCCUCCAACUUCCCACCUCCUUUUGCCCCUUUCUGCUGGGUGUUCAUGGAUAUUGACAGCAAGCUAGAGCUCAAGGAUUCGUGCCCACUUAUGUCCUGUUUUAAGGACAUCUUCAAAAGUUCCAAGUAGUUAUCUAUUUCUUGUAAAAUACUAGGCUGUUUAAAGAAUAAACUUUCAACUCUGCAUCUGUAUUAUAAUAUAUAAAAAUGAUCUGCAGGAGUCGUACUUUUUUAUUACGGUAUGAAAUAAUAAAACAGUCGGAUGUG
Molecule: messenger RNA, 5206 nt
Organism: Betta splendens (Siamese fighting fish)
Lineage: Eukaryota; Metazoa; Chordata; Actinopteri; Anabantiformes; Osphronemidae
Gene: gigyf2
Product: GRB10 interacting GYF protein 2
Exons: 29
Coding region: 387-4460 (1357 amino acids)
Biological process (GO): insulin-like growth factor receptor signaling pathway
Cellular component (GO): proximal dendrite; vesicle; perikaryon
Molecular function (GO): protein binding
Source: RefSeq, a predicted model, not a curated record